ACACUUCGUCAUGUGUGGGUAAAGUUUUGCGAGUUUGAAUGUAGCCGGAAGAAGGGAAGGAAGAUGCCGGCUGCUGUUGUGAUAAUGUCCCAGUAAGAUGAGUGAGAUCGUAGAAAGGACUCUCAGCGCGCUGCCUGGCCUUAUCCUCCAGGACUCGCCGUCCGGGGCCAGUUCCAAGCUCGGAAACCUCAUCCGUAGCAUCACGGCUCUCACUUCCAGACAGGAAGAAGAAAAAUUAAUUCAGCAGGAGCUUGCUAAUUUGAAAGUAACCGUUUCCUCUGCAAACACAACUCUGAGGCAGAUGAAGGAAUGCAUGGUGAGAUUCAUUUACUGCGAAAUGCUGGGAUAUGAGUCUGGAUUUGGUUACAUUCACGCCAUCAAGUUGGCUCAACAAGGGAAUUUGCUUGAAAAAAGAGUAGGGUACCUGGCAGUGUCCUUAUUCCUGCAUGAAAACCAUGAAUUAUUGCUUUUGUUGGUGAAUACAGUUUUAAAGGACCUACAAAGCACCAACCUUGUUGAAGUAUGCAUGGCACUGACAGUUGUCAGCCAAAUCUUUCCAAAGGAAAUGAUUCCAGCUGCCCUGCCACUGAUAGAAGACAAGCUGCAGCAUUCAAAAGAAAUCGUGAGGAGGAAAGCUGUUCUGGCAUUAUAUAAAUUCUAUAUGAUAGCACCCACUCAAGUCCAGCACAUCCAUGAGAAGUUCAGGAAAGCACUUUGUGACCGGGAUGUUGGAGUCAUGGCUGCUUCACUGCACAUAUAUUACCAAGUGAUCAAGGACAACCCAGCUGGUUACAAAGACCUGACAGGUUCUUUCAUUACCAUUUUAAAGCAAGUGGUUGGAGGGAAACUGCCUGCAGAUUUUAAUUACCAUAGUGUCCCAGCACCAUGGCUUCAGAUUCAGCUCCUGAGGAUUUUAAGAUUACUGGGAAAAGAUGACCCCAGGGCCAGUGAGCUAAUCUAUGAUGUGUUGGAUGAAUCCUUAAGGAGGGCAGAAAUAAAUCACAACAUCACCUAUGCAAUUUUGUUUGAGUGUGUGCAAACCAUUUAUACUAUUUACCCGAAAGCAGAUUUAUUUGAAAAGGCAGCAAAAUGUAUUGGAAAAUUUGUGCUGUCCCCAAAGAUCAACCUUAAGUAUUUAGGUUUAAAGGCACUCACAUAUGUUAUCCAACAGGAUCCUAAUCUGGCACUUCAGCAUCAGAUGACAAUAAUUGAGUGUUUGGACCACCCAGAUCCCAUCAUUAAAAGAGAGACUCUGGAGCUGCUGUACCGAAUCACUAAUGGCCAGAACGUGACUGUUAUUGUACAAAAGAUGUUGGACUAUCUGACGCAGAGUAAAGAUGAAUGUACAAUAAUUGCCUUAGUUGGCAAAAUAGCUGACCUAGCAGAAAAAUAUGCCCCGAACAAUCAGUGGUUUAUUCAGACAAUGAAUGUAGUGUUCUCUAUUGGAGGGGACGUGAUACACCCAGACAUACCUAACAACUUCCUUCGACUCCUGGCUGAAGGAUUUGAUGAUGAAAAGGAAGAUAGGCAGCUGAGGCUUUAUGCAGUGCAGUCUUAUCUUGCCUUGCUGGAAACCAAGAAUGCUCAUUACCCCCAGCGCUUCCUUCAGGUUAUCAGUUGGGUACUUGGAGAAUAUGCCUACCUUGCAAAACAUAUACCUGUAGAAUCUGUUAUGACAAACCUUUAUGAAGUUCUCAAACAAAGAUCAGUUACUUCUGAAACCAAAGCGUGGAUUGUUGCAGCUAUUAGCAAACUUACAGCCCUCAGUCCACACUGUUCUUUGGUUGACAGAAUAAUCCACGAGUUUAGCACUUGUCCGGACACAGUAAUGAGGCAGCACGUGUGCGAAUUGAAACUGCUGCGAGUGGAGGGCCCCCUAACGCACAAACUCUUUCCACUCAACUCCAGCUGUGAAGAUUUUAUGGUGGAUGCCUCAUUGUCCUUUCUGGAUGGGUUUGUUGCAGAUGCACUCAGCAAUGGUGCAGCAACUUAUAUUCCCCGUCAUCAGCGCCAAGAAGAGAAGAUGUCUCGUGAAAAAGCUUUGAAUCUGCAACCAUAUGGGCUGUGCUUCUCGCCUAGCUUGCCUUCAGCCAGUCUCACGGAUGGACAUUCUCCUUCUGCAGUUUCUGUCUCGUCAGGAAUCUCAGGGAACAGUGGUGAAACUGGGCAAAAAGAGGAUACUCGCCUUAAGCUUGAUGGUGUGAAGAAACUUUGGGGUAAAGAUGGCUACCUAUUGAAAAAGGAAAGUACAUCAGUUACAUCAGUUAAGCCAGAAUCUAUGGCUGUCCCUCUGGACAGUGGGAUUUCACAAAGUGGUGACAAGAAACUUCAAAGGACUGAUGAGAGUUUGGUGCCCUUUACAGAGGAAGAGAAAGAGAAGAGGCAGCUAGCAUCUACUUUAUUUGUUGGCCUUGGAUCCAGUGCUGUCAGCUUGAUGGGUAAAGCAGAGCAGACUCCAAAAAAGUUCAAGAGGAAAUCAAAAAUAGGUGGAAAUAAAGUGAUGAAUGAAGAGUCGUCUUCCCUUCCCAGCCAUCUCAUUUCUGAUGGAGAGGGCUACACUCCGCCAACAAGUGGCACGCACUUACUGAACUCAGAUUCCCAUACAUCACCUGAGAGACUUGAUGCUUUAGGGGAAGGGGAUGUGUCUACUGCUUUGUUUGCCAACUCCAAUAUGGAUAUAAUCAAGCCCUUGCAAAGCACCUCACCUAACCAAGGAACUUGCAGUGUGUACCAUGUGCCAUCCCUGCUGCCUGAUCUGGCCCAGCACCCUCAUUCACCUGUUAAAGAGAGUGCAAGCGAUGAGAAUUUAAGUAUAUACUUUAGCAAAGUAUGGAAAGACGACAAUGUGCUACUUGCCAUAAUCAUUGUCAAUAGGACUUCUUUAGUAUUUCAGAAUAUUAGUGUUCAUUUUGAUGAUUCAAAAAACUGCACAAUUUCCUCAAGCCUUCAUUGCCAGCUUUCCCAGGUUGAUGCCCUUGGUGUGCAGCAGUGUUGGGGCUGUGUACAGAUGUUGAUCCCUUGUUCUGCAGAAUCAGUGUCUGGCUGCAUCAGUUACCAGUCAGAGCUGGCAGAGCCUUGUCAGAUCAUCUUUUGUGUAGAUUUCCUUCUGCUGGAUUUUAUAAGACCUUUAAGUAUUUCAACUGAAGAAUUUGGCAUAAUGUGGCCUUCUCACUCCAAUGAACUGAAACGCAAGCUUACUGUUGGCCAGCAAUCAUUCACAGGAACUCUUCACAACUUACAGAGGGAAAUUAACUUUCAUAUUGUUGAAAUUAUAGGUGACGAGGGGUUAGCUGCAUGCCAGAUGCUCCCCACAGUGCCCUGCCUGCUGCAUUGUCACUUCAGUUCUGGACUUCUGACAUUAUGGAUCAGAUCGCAUUCAUCCACGUUGCUUGACUGUUUGCUACGUCAGUGCCAAAAGGCAUUAGAAGAACUGUGACCAUCACUGCCUGCAUCUAUAAACGCUGAUGUUUACAUGGUUGCAUCCUUUGUACUGAAUGCCAAAGCUACAUCAACUGUAGGUACUACUGUAGGUGGACUACCGAGUAUACAGCAUGGUGAAUGGCUAUAGACUUAAAAAGAGGUUUUUAUUGAACUUUUUUACUACACUUUUUUUUUUUAAUUUCCCAGCAAGUCAUGUUUUGGUAUCUGCUAAUUUAUUUUGCACAAUUAUGAAUGUAAAAAAGGUUUUAUUUUUAUGCUCUUUGGUUUACCUUACAGCACUAUUCUAAAAAUAUAAACCAUCAAGUAAGGCUGGGUCUAUUUAAUAUUUUUCUGCUUGUUUUAUUUUAAAAUGGUCAUAUAAUUCCUCUAUUAAUGUUUGCCAUUUGUAUUGCUUAAAUUUUCCACAACAUGUGGUAUUCUCCUUUGAUAUAUGAAAAUAUCAUACCUAUCAUACAUCAAGACAUUGUUCAACAUUAAUGGUUACCUAGAGGCGUAGGUUGAACAAAGACUUGUACAGCAGUUUAAUCAGUUAACAACCUAGCUUUUAGCUGAUCCACAGGAAAAAAAAUCCUAAUUUGCACCAGAAGAAAACAAUUUCUAAUUUCUUCCUGACUCCCGAACAACUGGACCAGUCUCUGGAUCAACAUUUUACUAUAAUUUGAUAUGUGUUAUAAUGCUCUUUCAUAUUUAUAAAAUCAAUGCAAAUAACAGGCACAAAAACAUU
Molecule: messenger RNA, 4165 nt
Organism: Xenopus tropicalis (tropical clawed frog)
Lineage: Eukaryota; Metazoa; Chordata; Amphibia; Anura; Pipidae
Gene: ap4e1
Product: adaptor related protein complex 4 subunit epsilon 1
Exons: 21
Coding region: 98-3436 (1112 amino acids)
Biological process (GO): protein transport; intracellular protein transport; vesicle-mediated transport
Cellular component (GO): membrane coat; AP-4 adaptor complex; cytoplasm
Source: RefSeq, a predicted model, not a curated record